CAAAAAAUGGCAAUAAUUUUACUUUGUUAAUUAUUUGUGACUUUAUGUCUGCUGCAAUGUCAUCGAUUCUACUCUUUACUGUGUUAUUCGAAAGAGAAAUAGACAUUUUUUGCUCUGCACCUUCUCCUAAAAUUAUCUGCGUGGCUUUCAGGACACAUGGUUUUAUUAAUUCUUCACCGAUAGUAUGAGGUUUCUUGUGUGUGAUAACUUCUCGAUUUAUCCAGUCUCAUCCGAUUGAGUGAUUCUGCUUAAGAGGAAAAAAACUAGUUCGU
This is a messenger RNA of Acanthoscelides obtectus, 272 nucleotides long. The record is from the annotation of a GenBank genome assembly. NCBI's taxonomy places the organism in Eukaryota, Metazoa, Arthropoda, Insecta, Coleoptera, Chrysomelidae.